Messenger RNA from Molossus molossus (Pallas's mastiff bat), 920 nucleotides. Its product is annotated as tetraspanin-6-like. The record is from RefSeq and is a predicted model, not a curated record. Gene Ontology annotation, cellular component: membrane. Bases 71 to 808 code for a protein of 245 amino acids. The transcript has a single exon. Lineage: Eukaryota; Metazoa; Chordata; Mammalia; Chiroptera; Molossidae.
UCGAGGAUGCCGCUUUUUGCUUUCUCUGUUCUGAUCGCCAAGUGUGGCAGGGCAGGGUACUGGGCUAGUAAUGGCGUCCCCGUCCAGGAGACUGCAGACUAAACCAGUCAUUACUUGUUUCAAGAGUGUCCUCCUGAUCUACACUUUCAUCUUCUGGAUCACUGGUGUUAUCCUUCUUGCUGUUGGCAUCUGGGGCAAGGUGAGCCUGGAUAAUUAUUUUUCCCUUUUAAAUGAGAAGGCCAUCAAUGUUCCCUUUGUGCUCAUUGUCACUGGCACUGUCAUCAUUCUUUUGGGCACCUUUGGCUGUUUUGCUACCUGCCGAGCUUCUGCGUGGAUGCUAAAACUGUAUGCAAUGUUUCUGACUCUCAUUUUUUUGGUUGAACUGGUUGCUGCCAUCAUAGGAUUUGUUUUCAGACAUGAGAUUAAGGCAAGCUCUAAGAGUAAUUAUGAGAAAGCUUUAAAGCAGUAUAAUGCUACGGGAGAUUAUAGAAGCAAUGCAGUAGACAAGAUUCAAAAUAUGUUGCAUUGUUGUGGUGCCACCAACUUUAGAGAUUGGGAGAAGACUGAUUAUUUCAUAGAAAAAGGAUUUCCUAAGAGCUGCUGUAAAGUUGAAGAUUGUUCUCCUCAGAGAGAUGCCGAUAAAGUAAACAGUAAAGGUUGUUUUAUAAAGGUGAUGACCAUUAUAGAAUCAGAAAUGGGAGUUGUUGCUGGAAUUUCCUUUGGAGUUGCUUGCUUCCAGGUGAUUGGAAUCUUUCUCACCUACUGCCUCUCUCACGCUAUAACAAACAACCAGUAUGAGAUAGUGUAACCAACAUUACACAAGUUUACUCCUCUCCAACUUUAAGGACAUUUACAUUCCCCUCUGUGAAUUACUAGAUUACCUGGUUGGAAAACUACCUCAUGUCACCAAAGACCGAAAA